This is a messenger RNA of Scatophagus argus, 3418 nucleotides long. RefSeq names its product beta-secretase 2 (gene bace2). Gene Ontology annotation, biological process: membrane protein ectodomain proteolysis; amyloid-beta metabolic process. The record is from RefSeq and is a predicted model, not a curated record. Gene Ontology annotation, cellular component: endosome; trans-Golgi network; membrane. Gene Ontology annotation, molecular function: aspartic-type endopeptidase activity. The transcript is spliced from 9 exons. Bases 299 to 1828 code for a protein of 509 amino acids. Lineage: Eukaryota; Metazoa; Chordata; Actinopteri; Scatophagidae.
AGACACGUUUUCCAUUUAGACCAACUUGAUAAUGUUGGAGAAGUGGAUGGAGGCGAAACAACUUGUUCAAGUAGCGUCGCAUCGACCGCAGACAAACAGUCUUUAGUUUUAGUGAAACUGUGUUACCAUGUCAGAAUGUUUAGCUCCUUUAGACGGUGAAGAGGCAGCGUUUCCAUAAUGGCGGUUACUGCGGCACAGACGUUUCAGUGAUGGCUAAACUGAAAACUUAGGUAGCAAACUUUGAACCUGGAGCUGGAUUCUCACUUGCUCUUCUGUCACUAUAGAAACUAACACCACCAUGGCGUGCACUACUUCAGUUUCGAUAUGGGCAUUAGCAUUAAGUUCAUACUUCGUCGUGUCCAAUUGUUACUUUUCUAUCCCGUUGAGAAUAUACACAGGGAAGUUCAAUUUGUCCUCGGAUGUGGAUUUGACACCUCUUCGGCGAGUCGUCUUAACGUCUGAUGGAAACGGCCUGUCUUUGGCCUCUGAUCCAACCGGUACAGUGAACUUUCUGGACAUGGUGAAUAACCUGCAAGGGGACUCUGGGAGAGGCUACUACAUAGAAAUGUCAAUUGGUACUCCUGGUCAAAAGCUGAACAUCCUGGUGGAUACUGGCAGCAGUAACUUUGCUGUGGCUGCAGCUUCACACCCAUUCAUUACUCACCACUUCAACACUGCACUCUCCAGUACCUACCAGUCAGUUGGCCGGACUGUGGCUGUCCGGUACACUCAAGGCAACUGGGAAGGUGAACUGGGCAUUGACCGGGUGUCCAUCCCCAACGGCCCAAAUGGGACCAUCGUCAUCAACAUAGCUGCCAUCCUGUCAUCUGACGGCUUCUUCCUUCCUGGGGUUAACUGGCAGGGAAUCCUGGGACUAGCCUAUCCCAUGCUGGCACGGCCUGACUCGUCCGUAGAGCCUUUCUUCAACUCCUUGGUGCAACAGCUGGGAGUUCCUGACAUCUUUUCCCUCCAGAUGUGUGGUGCUGGACUGUCGGCCAGCAGCACAGCGGACCCGGCGGGAGGCAGUCUUAUCAUGGGAGGAGUUGAACCAACUCUGUAUCAGGGGUCAGUGUGGUACACCCCUAUAGUAGAGGAGUGGUACUACCAAGUCGAGGUUUUGAAGCUGGAGGUUGGCGACCAGAAUCUGGACCUGGACUGCAGAGAGUAUAACAUGGAUAAAGCUAUAGUUGACAGUGGAACGACACUGCUGCGUCUUCCUGUCAACGUCUUCAAUGCAGUGGUAGAAGCCAUCACACGCAGCUCUCUGAUCCAGGAAUUUUCAUCAGGCUUCUGGGAUGGCACCAAACUUGCAUGCUGGAUGAAAGGAGAGAACCCCUGGAGGUUUUUCCCCAAGCUGUCCAUCUACCUAAGGGCCACGAACACCAGCCAGUCCUUCCGCAUCACCAUCCUGCCUCAGCUGUACAUCCAGCCGAUCACAGAUGUCGACGGCACGUUAGACUGCUUCCGUUUCGGAGUGUCUUCGUCAGCUAAUGGCCUGGUGAUCGGCGCCACCGUCAUGGAAGGCUUCUAUGUGGUGUUCGACCGUGCACAGCGAAGACUGGGCUUUGCACUCAGCAGCUGUGCAGUGAGCGGUGGGGUGACUCUGUCAGAGAUCGCGGGGCCCUUCUCUGCAGCAGACGUGGCAGCCAACUGCUCUGGCGGGAUGCUGAAGGAGCCUAUCCUGUGGGUGAUCUCCUACACCCUGAUGGCAGUCUGCGCCCUGGUCCUCAUCAUCCUGUUGCUCCUGCUGGUCCUGCCCUGCCGACGCAGAGACCGCUCAGGAGAGAUAACAGACGAGUCCUCGCUGGUCCGGCACCGUAUCAAGUGACUGAGAGGAAAUGGACGGGCGGACAUUGUGAACAGGCCCAUCAGCCCAUCCACAGCGGCGGAGAAAGGGGUGAGGCUCGGUCUGCACCGGACAGUGACACUCGGCUCUGAAUGUCUGACUGACUCUAGACUGAACGCAGCAGGUUGCCGCACAAAGAUAGACACAGACAGAUCAACUUCCUCUGAAAAUCCACCCUAAAAGCACUUCUUAAAAACAGCUGUUGCUGAUGUGUUUGUGGUUCCAAUGUCUUGUUCGGUGGUGAAUCUUCUGACUGAUAAUUGGUCAUAUGUAGACACUGUGACACCGAGAAAGAUAUUUCAACUGGAAUGAUUUUUAUGCUGUCAAGGCAUAUGCUUUUGCUUCUUGUUCUGUGGGCUGUCAAAAGGUAUUCUGGGAAAUGUAGAACAUCACUCACAAAAACGGGAGGGUGAACCAAACACUUUGUCACAAAAUAAUUGCCGACAUACACCAAACAUCACGCCAGCAAUGAUGUAUAACAUUAUGGAAAUAUCCAACGGUGGAAUUUCUUCCUUACAGUCACGGAGAGGCAGGAAAGGACAUAAACAGCACAUGCUCAGCAACCGUUAGUGCAUUCCCGAACAAUGAACAAAUUUUUUUUUAAUUAAUUUCCAUGCAAACUCUGUAUUCAUUUCUCAGGGCAUACUACAGCCCCUUAAAUGUGCCUUUGCUGUUGACGAUCUGCUUCCAAGAGAUGUUUUUUAAAGACCUACUUUAACUGCAUUUGGUGAAGGAAUGUUUCUAGUGCUUUCUUGUAUUUUCUAAGUUGACCUCCAGUCUUCUGUGGAGGGAAAUAUAUACGUGUUUGUGUUGAAUUGAAGGGGGAAAAGCUGCUCAAACAAUCACUGUUAAAUAGGAAGACUAGAACUUGAGGUUACUACAUGUUUACAGUGCCUGUAGUGCCUUUAAGCCUCAGCUCACUACUAAUACAAAUUGAAAUACAGUAUCAGCAGCUUGAGACUUACUCUGCUGAAUUGCACUUUGUUUCACUCAAUCAAAUGUGUAACAUAAUUCUAAGAUCAAUAUCAAUCUGAUGUGCAAUUUGUUGUAUUAAUGUAAUUAUACAAAUUCUUCAUGAGUCCAAAGUUCUGUUUAAAUCUCUUUGAAUGUGAUUGCAGUAUUAUUGUAAAUCUUUGCUUUUAGACCCUACGUGUUGAAUGGUACGUAUUCAUACUGCACACUUUAUACAAACGCCACAUGAGAAGCCAAAGGAUGUUUGAAAAUGACAUGACACAUUAUGGAAACAUGUUUUUCCUUGGUUUAAGUGGACCAGUUGUCGUUCUAGCAAGGCUGGCUGACCUGAUAGCAAUACAAACAAUGGUCUCUUUACACCAGUGACAGCUUCCCAUGUAAAAAUUUGUGAUAUGAGUUCAGCUGCACCAAUAUGUCAGCAUAUACGGACAUUUUAAAUCGUCAAAUUGAAGGUAUGCUUCAAUCUUUGAAUGUUCACUUAUUUAUAGGUGUAUUUUUCUGUGCCAAAACUGUACUUGUGCUGUAAACAAAAGAAGUUGUGACCAAAUCAGAGAUGUAAAUUGUUUUAAAUUAAUAAAUAUUUCUUUUUGUGAAAGCUUU